Messenger RNA from Setaria italica (foxtail millet), 1038 nucleotides. RefSeq names its product AP2/ERF and B3 domain-containing protein Os01g0141000. NCBI's taxonomy places the organism in Eukaryota, Viridiplantae, Streptophyta, Magnoliopsida, Poales, Poaceae. The transcript has a single exon. Bases 31 to 909 code for a protein of 292 amino acids. Gene Ontology annotation, molecular function: DNA-binding transcription factor activity; DNA binding. Gene Ontology annotation, biological process: regulation of DNA-templated transcription. The record is from RefSeq and is a predicted model, not a curated record.
UUCUCCGCGACGUCGACUGCCACGACCACGAUGGAGUCCGUCACCGGCGCCGCUGCAGCCUUGGCCACCGUGGACUCCUCCCAAGAAUCGGGAGGUGACGACAACGACGACGACCUGCCGCGCCAGCCGCUGAGGCUCAAGGGCGUCGUGCUGCAGCCAACCGGGCGCUGGGGCGCGCAGAUCUACGAGGACCACGAGCGGGUGUGGCUCGGCACGUUCCCGGACCAGGAGACCGCCGCGCGCGCCUACGACGUGGCCGCGCUCCGCUACCGCGGCCGGGGAGCCGUCACCAACUUCCCGGCGAGGCGCGGCGCGGACGACGAGGCUCGGCAGCUGGCCUUCCUGGCCGCGCACUCCAAGUCCGAGAUCGUCGACAUGCUGCGCAACCAGACCUACGCCGACGAGCUCCGGCAUGGCGUCCGGCGGGGCGUGCCGGCGCUGCCGGCGUGGGCUCGGGUGCCGCUCUUCGAGAAGGCCGUGACGCCGAGCGACGUCGGCAAGCUCAACCGCUUCGUCGUGCCCAAGAAGCACGCGGAGAGGCACCUCCCGCCGCUGCGCGCGGCGGAGGAGGGCACCGCCGGCAAGGGCGUGGUCCUCGCCGUCGAGGACGGUGAGGGCAAGGUGUGGCGGUUCCGGUACUCGUACUGGGAGAGCAGCCAGAGCUACGUGCUCACCAAGGGCUGGAUCCGCUUCGUCCGGGAGAAGGGCCUCCGGGCCGGCGACGCCGUGGCCUUCUCCAGGUGGACGUUUGGGCCGGAGGAGCAGCUGCUCAUCGACUGCAGGAAGAAGCCGAAGAACAAAGCUGAUGCGAUUGCUGUUCAGGCCCCUAUCGUCAAGCUGUUCGGCGUUGAUAUUGCCGUUGGAAGGCGAGGGAAUGGCCUGUGGCGAGUUCUUGAAGAGGAAACAUGAGAACACGCCAGCCUUCUUGAUCUCUGCCGCGCGUAUAGGCCCUAGCUAGUCUUAGUGUGAACGUGUGUAUGCUGGUAGCAUUAUAUGAUCUUUGUUAGUGUCGCGAUACACGUAAGAUGUUCACGUGGA